CGGGGGAAAAGAAAACUGUGUUCGCCCCCAAAGUCUUUGAACCCUUUUUCGCCCAUAGCUACUACCUUACUCUUCGUCUUCCUCCCACUCACUCUGCAACACAAGAUGCUCAAAAUAUCCGCUCUGAAGAUUUAGCUUAGCUUGCCUACGCCUGUAUUCUUCUUCAAUCAUAUUCUAGGGUUUACACCGUCGCCGCUUUCUGCCGGAAGCUUUCUUCUUUCAUAUUUUACUGUAUCCAGGAGAACUUCCUUAUUGUUAUGAGUGGAAGUGGCAGAAAACGCUCGUCAAAGUGGGAUUUGAGAGAAGAAUCAAGACCUGGUUGGAUUUCUCCCGAACUUGCAAGUGAUGAUGGUUCCAAGCGGUCUGGUAUGGAGACCACCAAUACUGUUUCAAAAUCCAAGAAAGAUUGGGGAUUGCUGUCAAAGGAACCUUUAUCUGAAACCAGAGAUUCACAUAAGGAGGAUUACACUAAUAAAGGCUAUAAUAAAAAUAUGGAAGGCACUGCUGAGUGGGAUGCUGACAAAAGCUACAGCACAAGAAUGUCUCCUGGUUUAGAUGGAUGGAGAAGACAUAGCUCUAAUCCGUCGGAUAGAAAUGAUUGGAGCAGGUCAGUGAGGGGUAGGAGUAGAAGCAGGAGUUGGAGUAGAAGUCGGAGUAGAAGUAGAACUCCUCCUCGUAGUUUUAAGCGGGACUCAGGAUUUCAUGAUAGGAACAGAAACAGAACCCGUGUUUCAACUCAAUUGUGCAGAGAUUUUGCUUCUGGCAGAUGCAGGCGAGGUGGUGGCUGUCCAUUUCUUCAUCCAGAAAAUCAAAAUCUGGAUGACAGCUGGGAAAGUCGGAACAAGAAGGGGGGCCGAUCCGUAAGAUCAACUCCCCAUGAUUUUAGGGACUAUUCCAGGAGCGGAAGGCCAGCUGCUCCUUGUACCGACUUUGUGAAGGGAAGGUGUCAUAGGGGAGAAUCUUGCAAGUAUCCUCACGACAGUGGAUUUCAUGAACUAUCACGAGGUUCUUCAAAUGAUAUUAGUAGAGACAGGGAAAAUGAUAGGAGUAAAGAAGCAUAUUUAUCACGUGGUGAGCGUGAACCUUCCAGUAGCAGUCUUGUUAUCUGUAAUUUUUUUGCUGCUGGAACUUGUCGUAAUGGAAAAAAUUGUAAGUAUUCUCAUCAGAGCCAGCCAUGUGCGAGUCUAGAGAGGAAGUCAAGUGCUGAUAGAUGGGAACAAAUCGAAUGUUCAGAUGGUAGGGAACGGUUGUGGGAUGGCUCAAAAUCAAAUGAGUUGGCCAGUGGUUCAGAUUUUACUCAGUUGAGAGAGGAAAAAAACAAACAAAUUGCUAGUCAAGAAUCAAGAUAUACAUGGCCUUCGGAACUAAAAGGAGGUCAUGGUUUGAAUAACGAGAGCAAAAUUCAGUGGGAUCAAGCUGCUAGCAUCAAGGCAGUUCAGAACAGCAAGAAUGAUAUCAUUCUGAGCAAGCCUGAGGAUACUGGUGGUUGCAUAGGCACUUCUGAUUCUAGAGGUCACAGAAAGUGGCCAAGUGAUGAUAUGGAGAUGUCUCCUGAUUGGCACUUCCCGGUGCAACCAUCGAAUCACGUGGUGAAAGGAGAUUGCAACAUUAUUCUGGAUUCUGGCUCUCAAACUUCUAUGGCUUUAGCCACUCUCAGCCAUGCGAUAGUUCAAGAAGCUUUGGCUAAGAAGCAAGACGUUACCAUAGAGCCUCUGACAGUUGAUAAUACUCAUUUUAGGCAAAACCAUAAUUUAACAAAAGAUGUUACUAUGGCAUCAGUAUUCAAUGAUAAGAUAACAAUUGACAAAACUAUUGCUUCACAUGCUGAAGGCAAUCCUUCUGGUAACAUUGUCCUUGGACAAAAAAUGGCAUAUCACCCCGACCAUCCAGGCGGAAGUGUAAUGAAUCCGAACGUUGCAGAUGGCAUUUUCAAAGUCAAACCACGAGAGGAUGAUAGGAGCAUGCCAGGGAUUAAUCCUGUAACAACUAUCACUCCGAACAUGGUAACCAGUGACCAAAUUACCCAAUUAACUAACCUUUCCGUUUCUCUAGCUCAAUAUUUUGGAAAUGUGCAACCAUUGCCUCAAUUAUAUGCCUCCCUUAGUACACAUAAUGUGUCAGAAAUACCUUCCUUCCCUUAUUCUGAUGCACCAGUCGGUGCUUUGGGUACGUUGAUGAAGACAAGUCCUAUAAUUGAAUGCUCGAAGCAACAUGACUCUACUGUCUGCAAUAGCUUAGAGGUGAAGAAGCUUGAAGCCACUAAAAUACCUUCAGACUCUUUACUGAAUUUCACUGGACAGAAAAGCAUGAUAGAUGCGAAGGAUGAAGUACAGAUACCAAUUUUUCCUCUAUCAUCCGAUCCUUCUAACAAGAUUGCCAUCUCUGCAAAAGAAACACUGAAUGAAAGUGAUGCAAUAAAUCAUGGGAAGCGAGCCGCUGAAGGUGAGGCUAACAACAAGAAGAAUGGUGAUGGGGAUAAUGAGAACAGGACUGAAGCAGGGGCGAAUGAGGAUUCUGAAGAGAAUGAUACUGCAGAAAAUGCGAAUGGAAAUGAUGGGGUCCAUGACAAGAAGAAAGGUAAGGAUACUAAGGGAAUUCGUGCUUUUAAAUUUGCACUCGUGGAGUUCGUCAAGGAGCUUCUAAAACCUACAUGGAAGGAAGGUCAUAUCAGCAAAGAUGUUUAUAAGACCAUAGUCAAGAAAGUGGUGGACAAAGUGACAGGUACCCUGCAGGGGGGUCAUAUUCCUCAAACGCAGGAGAAAAUUGAUCAGUAUCUUUCAUUUUCAAAAUCAAAGCUCACUAAACUUGUCCAGGCAUACGUGGACAGAGUUCAGAAGACGAGUUGACGAGGCGAGGUUGUCGAAGAACAUCGUAUUUUUUCUUUUAUAUAAAUCCUGUGUACUAAUUUGAUAGAAUGAUGCAGCAUUCUGAAUGAUGUUUAUCAUGUCUUACUAAUGUAGUGUAAUGUAUGUCCCUAUUAGCAGUCUUAGGUACACCUUUCUUCUGCCUUCUGCAAAUUUGUUGCUUUUAGUUUGUGCAUUCUUCAUCUUUUAUUGUUGUAUGAAUGGCUACCACUUUUCCAGGACCUCA
Messenger RNA from Cucurbita maxima (winter squash), 3090 nucleotides. RefSeq names its product zinc finger CCCH domain-containing protein 55-like. The coding region runs from base 258 to 2846 and encodes 862 amino acids. The record is from RefSeq and is a predicted model, not a curated record. Gene Ontology annotation, molecular function: metal ion binding. The transcript has 4 exons. NCBI's taxonomy places the organism in Eukaryota, Viridiplantae, Streptophyta, Magnoliopsida, Cucurbitales, Cucurbitaceae.